CUCUGUACCUAAGUCCACGCAGGGCUGAGGGAUAACAGGCCGGAACCGAGCCAGAUCCAGAAAACUGACUGGAGCAAUGGCAGCUCCAGGGACACCACCUCCCUUGGCCUCAGGGGGAGGGAGUGGGGAGCCCAGGCAGCUGCCUGAGCUGAUCCGUCUGAAGCGCGAUGGAGGGCAUCUGAGCGAAGCAGAUAUCAGAAACUUCGUGCACGCCGUGAUGGAUGGAAGAGCACAGGACACACAAAUUGGGGCCAUGCUAAUGGCCAUUCGGCUGCAGGGCAUGAACCUAGAAGAGACAUCUGUGCUGACUCGGGCCCUCGCAGAGUCUGGGCAGCAACUGGAGUGGCCCAAGGCUUGGCACCAGCAGCUUGUGGACAAACACUCCACAGGAGGUGUGGGUGACAAGGUUAGCCUGGUUCUGGCACCUGCCCUGGCUGCAUGCGGCUGUAAGGUGCCAAUGAUCAGCGGCCGCAGUUUGGGACACACAGGGGGCACACUGGAUAAGCUGGAAUCGAUUCCUGGGUUCAGUGUCACCCUGAGUCCAGAGCAGAUGCUGCACAUCCUUGAGGAAGUCGGCUGCUGCAUUGUCGGCCAGAGUGCAAAGCUGGUUCCUGCUGAUGGGAUCCUGUAUGCUGCACGAGAUGUGACAGCCACUGUGGACAGUGUCCCACUCAUUACAGCUUCAAUCCUCAGUAAGAAGGCCGUGGAGGGACUGUCCGCCCUGGUGGUAGAUGUUAAGUUUGGGGGAGCUGCAGUCUUCCCAGACCAGGAGAAGGCCCGAGAACUGGCAAAGAUGUUGGUUAGAGUGGGAGUGAGCCUGGGGCUGAAGGUCGCCGCAGCCCUGACCGCCAUGGAUAACCCUCUGGGCCGCAGCGUGGGCCAUACCCUGGAAGUGGAAGAAGCGUUGCUUUGCCUGGAUGGUGCGGGGCCGCCGGAUCUGCGGGACCUGGUCAUUAGGCUAGGAGGCGCCAUUCUUUGGCUUAGCGGACAGGCGGAAACACAAGACCAAGGCGCCGCCCGUGUGGCCGCGGCGUUGGAUGAUGGCUCUGCGCGGCGCCGCUUCCAGUUGAUGCUUUCGGCGCAGGGCGUGGACCCCGGCCUAGCUAAAGCAUUGUGCUCCGGGAGCCCCGCGCAACGCCGGCAGCUGCUGCCUCACGCCCGAGAGCAAGAGGAGCUGCUCGCACCCGCAGACGGCAUUGUGGAGUGCGUCCGAGCGCUGUCGCUGGCCCGUGUGCUGCACGAGCUCGGAGCCGGGCGCAGCCGAGCGGGGCAGCCGAUCAGACCGGGAGUGGGUGCCGAGCUACUGGUCGACGUGGGCCAAUGGUUGUCCCGAGGGACACCCUGGCUCCGCGUGCACCUGGACAGCCCCGCGCUCAGCAGCCAGCAGCGCCGCACUCUCCAGGGGGCGCUCGUGCUGUCAGAUCGAGCACCCUUCAAGGUCCCUUCACCCUUCGCUGAGCUUGUCCUCCCACCGACCACCGCACAGCCCUAAGUCUCUAACCCACCUCAGCCAGGAGCUUCAGGUCCAUGAUGCUACUGGCUCUAGGGCCCAAAGCUUGGCCCAAGCUCUCUCAGUUCAAACCCCUUCUCAGGGUCUCAGGAGGUGAAACUCUGCACAGAAAUUCCCGGCAUUGGUCAGGGCAGGGCCAGCGCCAAGGCCCUGGGCUAAGAACUAGAUUACUGAUCACGGCCCUGUUUGGGGCUGGGCUAGGCUGGGCCUGGCUGGCUGCAAGGGCUGAGAAGGAACAGUGGCGCCAACAGCAGCGCACAGAGGCCCUGCGCCAGGCUGCUGUGGGCCAGGGCGACUUCAGCCUGUUGGACCACAAAGGUCAGCUUCGAUGCAAAGCCGACUUCCGAGGCCAGUGGGUGCUGAUGUACUUUGGUUUUACUCACUGCCCUGAUAUUUGUCCCGAUGAGCUGGAAAAGUUGGUGCAAGUAGUUCGGAAGCUAGAGGCGGAGCCUGACCUGCCCCUGGUGCAGCCUGUCUUCAUCACUGUGGACCCAGAACGAGAUGACAUGGCAGCCAUGGCCCGCUAUGUGCAAGAAUUCCACCCAAGAUUGCUAGGUCUGACUGGUUCUACAGAGCAGGUGGCCCAAGCUAGUCGCAACUACCGUGUAUACUACAGCGCUGGGCCUAAGGAUGAGGACCAGGACUAUAUUGUGGACCACUCCAUUGCCAUCUAUCUGCUCAACCCAGAUGGUCUUUUCACCGAUUACUAUGGCCGCAGCAGGUCAGCAGAGCAGAUCGUAGAGAGUGUACGCCGGCACAUAGCUGCCUUCCACAGCGUCCUGCCCUGAACUAUACCUACUGCCUAGGUCCUGUCAUUAAAUGGAUGUACUUAAUCUGUG
Messenger RNA from Mus pahari (shrew mouse), 2349 nucleotides. It is a transcript of the gene Tymp, whose product is annotated as thymidine phosphorylase. Gene Ontology annotation, biological process: pyrimidine nucleobase metabolic process; pyrimidine nucleoside metabolic process. Gene Ontology annotation, cellular component: cytosol. The record is from RefSeq and is a predicted model, not a curated record. The coding region runs from base 77 to 1492 and encodes 471 amino acids. Gene Ontology annotation, molecular function: 1,4-alpha-oligoglucan phosphorylase activity; pyrimidine-nucleoside phosphorylase activity. Lineage: Eukaryota; Metazoa; Chordata; Mammalia; Rodentia; Muridae. The transcript has 11 exons.